Messenger RNA from Marchantia polymorpha subsp. ruderalis, 2586 nucleotides. The record is from the annotation of a GenBank genome assembly. NCBI's taxonomy places the organism in Eukaryota, Viridiplantae, Streptophyta, Marchantiopsida, Marchantiales, Marchantiaceae.
GAGGCCUCUUCUGGUCGUUGCAUGUUUCUGGAAGGCGAGGGAGAAGUUGUGCCGCAUCAUUGUCAUCAUCAUCCGUUCGGACGCGAGUGCACGCAAGGAGAAGAGCUGGGGAGAGGGUAGAGAGGAGGGAGGGUGGUGUACAGAAGGGAAAGGAGGGGAGGGGAGGAGGAGGAGAAGGUGGUAGUCUGUGAAAGUGGAAGAGAAGGAGAGAGAAAGGAUCGGGACUGAGAGGGAGGAUCUGAAGAAGGUGUAUAUAGAGGGCGAUGAUGUUUUGACACUCGUUGCGGAGAGGUGAGGCGGCUAGAGGUGACGACGGAUCAGUGCAUGUGCGGUCGGGCAGGGUAUAUAUAGUGUGUACAUCUUCAGGCAGCACUGGAGGAAUUAGGCGCUGUAGUGAAGGGCGUGUGAGAAGGGAAGGGAAAGUGGAUUGAGUGUGAAUGGUGGAUCUUUCACGGUUGUUUUUUUGGGGUUUAAAUCUGAUUUUGCUUCCCAAGCAGCGGCUGAUCGGGUUGUCAUUUGAGCGAAAGGGUGUGGGCAUGUUGCAUGCGGACGGAAAGUUUUACUCGCUGGCUCAAGCGUUUCCAGUUCUUCCCUUUAGAAUCGAGACUCUGUAUUCAGAAGUUUUGUAGCAUCCGGCAUAGUUCCUCCCUGCGGAUUUUGUCCUUCUUCCGAGGGUCUUCUGUCAGGCAGUCUUUGACGACAACGACAUAGUGCUUUCCAUCUUCCGUGGGUAGUGGUUCUCUCGUAUCUGAUCGAUCGAUCAGUUCCAAAGGAUCACCAUUUCGACCCCUACAGUUUUUAGAAUGCCUGGCCUUCUAUACAAUGGGCCAUUCAGCCAUCACCAGGACACCAAUUCUGCGGUGUAUGGUGACAUGUUGGCGAUCGAGAAUGUGGACUACCAUUUGGAUUUCCUGAAUCCCCCCAAUGCUCAUCUUCCCGUGCCAUUUGUUCCUGGCAAGCACAAAGCGUGCUGGCCGGCGCAAUCUCAGACGACAAGGUUGCAGAAGAUGAAGGAGGAUAAGCAGGCAAAGUUUUUGAGCUCAGGACCAGUUAAUGAGCAGAGCGCGGCAAAGUACAGCAACGGGAGCAACGAUAGUGAACAUGAUCUUGCAGCCAUGGUCCAUGAGUAUGUGGAGAACGGCUCCUGCGAUUAUUGGGAGAACAGCGAUAGUGACAAUGGUGCAUCAACCAUUACGAAAUUUUGUGAAAUUCUACAGGUUUUGACAACGCCAUCAGAACCCCUUCAUAGGGACCUGCUUUCAAACGUGACCAUACUAGUUUUAGCUAUCAACGAGGACACUGAUCUCAUUCACAGCAGUGGACCCUCCGAGUGUAAAGGAAGUUGUACGCGUCGAUUUGUUGUUAUGAACCUGCGAUCUGCCGGUUACAAUGCGGCACUGUGUAAAUCCCGCUGGCAAAACUCAGGCCGGGUCCCUGGAGGUGAAUAUGAGUACCUUGAUGUCAUACUGGAAGGAGAUCGUGUCGCCGAAGAGCGCCUUAUCGUCGACAUCGACUUCAAGGCGCAGUUCGAGAUCGCCAGGCCUACUCCGCAUUACCUGGCGGCCCUUCAGACCCUACCUGCCAUAUUCGUGGGCACUAAGGGCAAACUCGAGCAGGUGCUGGAUAUCAUGUCAGAAGCUGCGAAGAACUCGUUGAGGCAGAACUCUAUGCCCUUGCCUCCAUGGCGGACCCUCGAUUACAUGAUUGCGAAGUGGCUGUCCAACUCCGAAAGAAGGACCAGCGACUACAGUCAGACUGACCUCAAGUUUCCUUGCAGUGUGCACUGGAGAAACGGCAUCCACACUCCGAACCCUGUGCUCACGAAGCAGUGCGGAGAGCAACUGAGACGUACGAGAGUAUCCCUUCUCAACGAUGUGAAGGGCCCUGGUCAUCACCACGGUCUGCCUGCACUCACGCACAGCAAAGGAGGGAGAGCGAUUUUGAGACCGAUAAAGAGCAACUGGUAGAGAACAGUCGAUAAGACACGGAUCAUCAAAUUUUGGGCGGUAACCAUACCCAACUGGCAUCAUUACAGAAUGUGUAUACGGCCAGUUUUCUUCGAUGUUCGAUUAGCGUAGAGGCUUACUUAGCCACGGCUCCCCAAUAACCGGACAACUGUAACGAGAUAUUACAUCCCUUCAAAGGAUUGGUGCUUUCUCCAGGUAUUGCUAGAACUUUUGUCUAACACGUUUAAAAGGUCUAGCAGGUUUUUUAGCGAAGUACUGGACUAGAACGGGUACCUAUCGUGUAUAGUAGCUUAAUAGAUGAGAAUAUCCAUAGCAGAGAGUGCCUCACGUACACAGUUUUCAAGACAUUCAUCAAAAUAAUUUUACCCUAAGUAAUAAAUGAAAGCUAGCCAACGAACUUAAGACUUGGCUACUUUUAAUAAGUUCGACUGGUCUUUGAAGGCCUGAAAUUGAUUCCCUAUGAAACGCCAUUACGUGGCCUCAUGUUUGCUUGAUCAUGUCUAGCAGAGUUUGCUUGAUCAUGUUUCAUUCAAGACAUCAUUCUUCUUUGUAUUGAUUUGAGAGAAGGUUGAAAGGAUUUCUUUCAUAUCUCCCAUUUUCCCCAGUGAAUAAAAGAAGC